CACUCGGCACUCGCCAGUCGCCAGUAACGACUCACGAGAGCUCGUGUCAUCACGUCUCGUGCAAUCAGUGGUUCUCUAUAGCUCGUUUGCGUUGCGACGGCUUUGUUGUGUGAGCUGUGUUUACGGGUAGUGCAAACAUUGCGAAGGAGUGACUUUAUUAGCAAGUAAGCGUAGUGAACUAAGGAGCCCGGGCUGGCGAGUGGGCGCAGCCUCCCGGGAGCAACGACCGCGGGUUCGGGGCGCAGCGGCGGGGCAGGAGGCGGCAUGGAGUGUGGCGUUGCGGGGGCCUUUCCGGCCCGGACCCCACAUGGGGCUCAUCCAGCACCCCGAGGACACGCCCCUCAUGGGGCGCUCUCACCCACCGAACGCUCGCCCGCCAAGGCGGGACUACAUGUUAAUUUCAGUGAUAAAGGCGAGGUGAAGGAGCGUCGCGAGAAGUUUCUUACGGCGAAAUAUGGCAGCCACCAGAUGGCUCUGAUCCGCAAACGACUCGCCGUCGAAAUGUGGCUCUACGACGAGCUGCAGAAACUGUAUGAGGCACCUGCGCCGAGUGACAGCGGCGCGGCGUCUCAAGAAGUCGACGUAGAUAUUGAUGAGUUACUGGAUAUGGACAGCGACGAACAACGUUGGAGACAUCUCACGGUGCUGUUGGCUGAUGCGAAAAAACCUCAGAAAGAUGUACAUAGAUUUAUAAACGAUCUUUUAGAAAAAGCAAAGACGUUGUAAAUAUCGAGAAACCCGGUACUGCCAGGCGACCCACAGCUGUAUACCAACUUGGAUAGCAAUGGAGCUAUCUGUACUAGGCUUUAUAGCUGGACUGAUUUAUCGUUACUUUGAAUUCUCAUUGAUUGUAUGGUGCAUUUCGAGAUACGUUUAAUCGGACUUGCGUUAAAGCCUUGAGGUUCACAUACUACUUUGGACCGUCGGGGUCGCUGUAAAUAUAAGUAAGCUCAAUAUAUUCCAUGCCACGUGUUGUGCAGUGCUUCCAGAUUCAGACAUUUUAAAAAUAUUUUAACAGUCCUAUAAUAUAAAACCAAAAGCCAAACGAAUUAAGUUUGAGUAAGUAUGAGAAUUUAAUAAAAUGUAUUCUAACAGAACAUUUUUUGGUCUGGAAGUACUGUGUGGGAGCAUACCUACUGCCUUUAUGGCGCGGUAGUGUGAGAAAACGAAAUUCCUGCUCACACGGGCGCAUUACUCGAUUCUUAGCUAAAUUUAGUUGUACUCAUUAGUAUUAAAUAUUGAGAAUGUUAUAUUAAAACAGUUCCGACUGCCGUUUUCACAUAAUUUACAUCAAGUUUAUGCGCACUUCAAAACGAAAAUACAAUGUAAAACAUAUCAGCAAAAUCAGAGUCAAAGUUACUCUAUAAAAGAUAUUGGAAAUGUUUUAAUCACUCUUAAUUUUAUAUAUGUAUAUUAAAGUUAUUAUUUAAUAUUUAAAUAAUAUUUUAUGGACGAGAUGGAGAGCAAGCACUAUAAUAAUAAAAAUCGGUCAACUGACUAAUUUAUUCAAUUAAAUCGGUAGAUUUUUUUCCCGUUCUAACUGUAUUAAAAUGUUUUUAAUACUUAAUACCGUUUUUCUGUAUUCAGCAUAUAUGUACGUUUGGUCAUAGUCACACGGUUUGAUUAACCAUCUACCUAAUAUAAUUAACCGUACAUUUUGUAAGCUUAUUUUAUUAAUGAUCAAUAUAAUAUAAAUGUAGACAAGUAGUUUUUCAUAUGCCUGAUGGUAGAUACUUUGGACAUCACGUUCCUAACAUUAUGUUUAAAUUGCAUGCCUCUAGAUGGCGCUUGACUAACAACCAAUAAUUGCCCUUGAAGCUUGAACUUUAAAUGGUGCGUUUUAAACAGCUCAAUCCAGUGUUUAUGUCGUUGCUUGUUCGCAUAUUAUAUAAGCUAUUUAUUUUGCAAGCGCUGAGCGUUAAAGUAUGUAAUUUAUUGCUUUAAUCAAGUAAAUUGAAAUUGGUAAUUGCAAAAAUAAAUGUCACAAAUGAAUGUGCUUAAUUUGAAUUAGUGGACUUUAGAUUUACUUAAACUAUUAUUGUGGCCACGGUUCAAGUGUAGCGUAGUCUGGUGGUGAAGUAGGAAAGAGCUCAAGCAGAUGGACGGCAGAUAAAAAUACUGCAUAAAUUGGUAACAGCUUAAGUAAUAGCAACAUACUUACUGUCAGUACUAACUACAGUAACUUUUUUGGAAACAAUUUAUAAGCUGGUGAUAAACUUCUAAAUCCUGCGUUCUAUAAGUUUUUUAAGCAGUCCAUGUGAUUCGAGCCCUUAGGUAGUAGGAAUAUUAAUAAUUUUAGGUAGUAAUAAGUGUCAAGUGAUGAUACAUUUUGUAAUAAAUCAGUCGAUACAAAUUA
Pieris rapae (cabbage white) is the source of this 2356-nucleotide messenger RNA. RefSeq names its product protein phosphatase 1 regulatory subunit 14B. Gene Ontology annotation, biological process: regulation of phosphorylation. The coding region runs from base 265 to 726 and encodes 153 amino acids. The record is from RefSeq and is a predicted model, not a curated record. Gene Ontology annotation, cellular component: cytoplasm. Lineage: Eukaryota; Metazoa; Arthropoda; Insecta; Lepidoptera; Pieridae. Gene Ontology annotation, molecular function: protein serine/threonine phosphatase inhibitor activity. The transcript is spliced from 6 exons.